Messenger RNA from Papaver somniferum (opium poppy), 1877 nucleotides. RefSeq names its product cytochrome P450 704C1-like. Gene Ontology annotation, molecular function: heme binding; cysteine-type endopeptidase activity; oxidoreductase activity, acting on paired donors, with incorporation or reduction of molecular oxygen. Lineage: Eukaryota; Viridiplantae; Streptophyta; Magnoliopsida; Ranunculales; Papaveraceae. Gene Ontology annotation, biological process: proteolysis. The coding region runs from base 119 to 1660 and encodes 513 amino acids. The transcript is spliced from 6 exons. The record is from RefSeq and is a predicted model, not a curated record.
UUGACACAGUAACCAGUAAGAUUGAGUUGACAUUCUAUCCUGAGUAAAAACUCACCCAGAAUACACAAAAUCUCCAUAGAAAAGACACCAAAGAGUUUAGAUACAGCUUCAAACCACCAUGGAUAACUCCAAUUACACCUACUUCUCUGUAAUUUCAGCAACUCUAGUAAUAAUUUUUUCCCUGUACAUCAUCAAUAUUUUGUUCCGCCGAAGAUUGUCGAAAAACAAUGAUAAGAUGAUGAAGAAGAAGAGAUAUCAUCCGAUUGCAGGCACUACGAUUAAUCAGAUUCUCAACUUCAAUACAAUAUAUCACUAUCUGACAGAUCUUGCCACCAAAUACAAAACAUUUAGAUUCGUCACUCCAUUUCAGAGCCAGAUUUACACUUCUGAUCCUGCAAAUGUUGAAUACAUCCUCAAAACUAACUUUCAAAACUACGGCAAGGGAUCGUACAACUACAACAAUUUGAAAGAUCUUCUUGGGGACGGAAUCUUCGCAGUAGAUGGUGAUAAGUGGCGGCAUCAGAGGAAGAUAUCCAGCUAUGAGUUCUCUACUAGAGUAUUGAGAGACUUCAGCAGUGUUGUCUUCCAAAAGAAUGCAGCAAAAAUUGCUCGAGUAAUUUCCGACAAUGCCAAUGCUAACCUGUCAAUGGAUAUCCAAGAUUUGUUUAUGAAAUCGACAUUGGAUUCGAUUUUUCAAGUCGCAUUCGGGAUUGAGCUAGAUAGCAUGUGUGGCUCAAGUGAAGAAGGAGCAUUGUUUGCUAAUGCGUUCGAUGAUUCAAGCGCGGCGACUUCGUGGCGUUAUAUUGAUAUCUCAUGGGCGAUAAAGAGAUUUCUAAAUAUCGGAUCUGAAUCAAGGCUAAAGAAGAAUAUAAAAGUGAUUGAUGGGUUUGUCUAUAAACUAAUUCGUACCAAGAUGGAGCUGAUUUCAAAUUCGCCGAAUGAUUCUUCUAUUAAGAAGCAUGAUAUACUAUCGAGGUUUCUAGAAUCAAACGUAACAGACCCGAAGUAUCUAAGAGACAUAAUUCUCAAUUUUGUCAUUGCUGGCAAAGAUACAACAGCUGCCACUCUUUCUUGGUUCCUAUACAUGCUCUGCCAGCACCCAGACAUUCAAGAUAAGGUUGCACAAGAGGUGAGGGAAGCAACUAAAGUGAAAAAUAGCAUCUCAUUUGAAGAGUUUGCAACCAUGGUGACUGAAGAAGCCUUAGAAAAGAUGCAGUACCUCCAUGCAGCUCUAACUGAAACUUUAAGGCUCUACCCUGCAGUUCCUCUGGAUCCAAAAAUUUGUUUUUCAGAUGAUACAUUGCCUGAUGGAUUUGAUGUCAAGAAAGGAGAUAUGGUAGCCUAUAUGCCAUAUGCAAUGGGAAGAAUGCAAUUUAUAUGGGGAGAUGAUGCAGAAGUCUUCCGUCCAGAAAGAUGGCUCAACGAAGAAGGGGUUUUCCAAAAUGAGAGCCCUUUUAAGUUCACAGCCUUUCAGGCAGGGCCUCGUAUUUGUUUGGGGAAAGAGUUUGCCUAUAGGCAGAUGAAGAUCUUUUCUGCUGUUUUGCUAAGAUACUUCACGUUCAAGUUGACUGAUCAAACAAAAGGGGUCAACUACAGAACCAUGAUAAAUCUACACAUCGAUGGUGGCCUCCAUCUUCAAGCUUUUCACAGAAUUGGAUAAAAAAGUGAUCUAGAUAGAGAUGCUUAAAUCUGCCCUAAAAGUGUAUUCACUGUCAAAAGUAAGUUGAUCUAAAGCCACCGGCUAGCCUUAUGUAUAUAACACUAGUGAUCAAAACAUGCUUUGAUGUCCAAAUGCUACUUUUAGUUGUGCUGUUAUAUAGUAAGUGUGUAUAUUGUACUUGAUAGGAGAAUAUUUGAUUACUCUUCCUUUAGAUUAA